CUCCAAGAUGGCGGCGGCGGCGGCGGCGGAAGUGCAGCUGAGCUGGGCUGGGACUGUCCCCCUGGAGCUCCUUCAGCCUGCAACCUAGGAGGAUACCCGCGAAGCCCAGCUAGGGCCUGACUACAGCCCCAUGCGGCUCACCCGCUGCCAGGCUGCUCUGGCAGCCGCCAUCACCCUCAACCUCUUGGUGCUGUUCUAUGUCUCGUGGCUGCAACACCUGCCCAGGAAUUCCCGGACCCGGGGCUCCCGCCGUGUAUCUGCCUCGGGCCCCCGCGUCACCGUCCUGGUGCGAGAGUUCGAAGCCUUUGACAACGCGGUGCCAGAGCUGGUGGACUCCUUCCUGCAGCUGGACCCUGCCCAGCCGGUAGUGGUGGUAGCCGACACGCUCCCUUACCCGCCCCUGGCCCUGCCCCGCAUCCCCAACGUUCGCCUGGCGCUGCUCCAGCCUGCCCUAGACCGGCCGGCCGCAGCCUCGCGCCCCGAGACCUACGUGGCCACAGAGUACGUGGCCCUGGUGCCCGACGGGGCGAGGGCCGAGGCGCCUGGCCAGCUAGAGCGCAUGGUGGAGGUGCUCCGAGCCGGAGGCUCACGCCUGGUAGCCGCCCCCGUCGCCUCGGCCAACCCUGCCCGGUGCCUGGCCCUGAACGUCAGCCUGCGGGAGUGGACCGCCCGCUACGGCCCGGCGCCCUCUGCAUCCCGCUGCGAUGCCCUGGAAGGAGACGCCGUGCUUCUCCUGCGCGCACGGGACCUCUUCAACCUCUCAGCACCCCUGGCCCGGCCGGUGGGUACCGGCCUCUUCCUACAGACCGCGCUUCAUGGCUGGACCAUGCAGCUGCUGGACCUGCCCUUCGCGGCGGCGCGCCAGCCCCCUCUGGCCACGGCCCACGCGCGCUGGAAGGCGGAGCGCGAGGGGCGGGCGCGGCGGACCGCGCUGCUGCGGGCGCUGGGCAUCCGCCUGGUGAGCUGGGAGAGUGGGCGGCUCGAGUGGUUCGGCUGCAGCAAGGAGACCCCACGCUGUUUCGGGACAGUGGUGGGCGACACGCCGGCCUACCUGUACGAGGAGCGUUGGACACCCCCGUGCUGCCUGCGCGCGCUGCGCGAGACCGCCCGCUACGUGGUGGGCGUGCUGGAGGCCGCCGGCGUGCGCUACUGGCUGGAGGGCGGCUCGCUGCUGGGGGCGGCCCGCCACGGGGACAUCAUCCCGUGGGACUACGACGUGGACCUGGGCAUCUACCUGGAGGACGUGGGCAACUGCGAGCAGCUGCGGGGCGCCGAGGCGGGCUCCAUGGUGGACGAGCGCGGCUUCGUGUGGGAGAAGGCGGUAGAGGGCGACUUCUUCCGCGUGCAGUACAGCGAGAGCAACCACUUGCACGUGGACCUGUGGCCCUUCUACCCCCGAAACGGGGUCAUGACCAAGGACACGUGGCUGGACCACCGGCAGGAUGUCGAGUUCCCCGAACACUUCCUGCAGCCUCUCGUGCCCCUGCCCUUUGCCGGCUUCGUGGCGCAGGCGCCUAACAACUACCGCCGCUUCCUGGAGCUCAAGUUCGGCCCCGGGGUCAUUGAGAACCCAGAGUACCCCAAUCCGGCUCUCCUGAGUUUAACGGGAAGCAGCUGAAGCUCCAGCGCCUGCUCCUGGGGUCGGGAGAACAUUCGAGCACAGGGAACUGUCCUUUGUCUUGGUGCCGCUGGCAUUUGGUGGACGGGCUAGGGAUGCCAAGCCGCCUUGCAGGGCCCAGCACAGUCCUGGACAUCAAAGACGCGCCGUGCUCAAGCGUUCCAGAACUGGGACUGCGGGGCUGGGACAGAGUUUUGGAAAGAGAGGGAGAACGAGGGUAGGUUAUGGGGUCAGACUGUCGCGAUUCAGGCCACGGCUCUUCCACUUACUAGGUAGGUGGGCCUGGGCAAGUGUCCCAAUUUCUCUGUGCCUCGGUUUCCUCCAGAAUUCAGUGUGGGCCGUCAGUGUCUAGCACACAAAGAGCCCCAGGACACUUGGCUGUUGGUGUUGAUUCUACCACUAGAGGGCGUCUUUGCCCUAGUUUGAGGCCCAGGUGACGGUUACCCGGGACCGCUGCUUUACGGCUUUCGCAGUCUCUUGAGCCUCUGGUCUUCUAUCUAGUCUCCUGCGCCUGGCCAGACAGGAUGACUAUCUUCCCUUCGUUCAGAGAACCUCCUUCCCUCCUGGGAGAGCCCUGUGAGGUGCAUGCUGCUCUUAACCCCACCUGCAGAAAAGGAAACAAGCUCAAAGCUCUGAGAUGCCAAUGUGGUUAAGUAUCAGAUUCUGGAUCCCAGCCCGACUCCAUUUAACUGUUGUACCUCAUUAUUUGAGGUCUCUGCACCUGUUGGCCCACUCACAAGGUGGGCUAAACGCUAACCCUAGCUCACACUUACUGUGCACUUACUGUGUAUCACGCAUCGUCUCAGUGUUUCAUAUGGUGUAACUGACAUCCCUCGCCUGGACCCUCCGAGGUGAGAGCUGCUGUUAUUUUCAUUUGACAGAUAGGGAAACUGAGGCCAGGAUGGUAAAGUCACCAGUCCAAGGUCAGACAGCUUGGAGAGUGUCAGAGCAGGGACUUGAACCCAGGCUGCCAGUCUAGAGCCUGCACUGAAGUUGUCCACUAUGCCCCUCCCUAGUCAUGGUAGACGGGCUUUGGGAAGCCAAACCACUUAGCAGGUAAAGCGAUGGCCUUCCUCUUGUGAUCUUGCACCUAAGAGAAAAUACUGUUUGGGCAUGUACCUCCAAUAUAUGUAUUUAUUUAUAAACUAUAUCCAGGUACUACUCUUUCUGUAUAUUAGUAAUAAGGGUUAAAUUAUUCCACUUUAAAAUUAAAAAGAAAUAGAGAGGUCUUCAUUUAGCUGCCUCAUCUCAAUGACUUCUGGCACAGAGCCCUUGGGUCUAUGCACCUGGCUUUGAGACCACAGGCUCUGAAGUGGGAGAGGCCUGGGUUCAAAUCCCAGCGCUGCCACUUCCUCCCACUGAGGCUCAGACAUUCAAUCCUGACUUCUUAUAACACAGACUCUGUUCUUAACCACUGAACCUGCCAAUGGCUUGCAGUCUGUUAGGUUCCCAGGGAGCAUUCUGGAAACAUGGAGAUGAUUUGGGUUAUCACUGUGAUCAGACAGUGCUCUCAGAAUGCAUGGCCCAAGGAUGGAGAUGUCUUACAAUACAUACAGGGCACCUCCACAAUGAAGCAGUGUCCCUUGUCACGUACAGUUUUAAAAUGUCCCAUUGAAUAUUCAUGUAGGAUAAGUGAUGUUCAAAAUAUUUUCCCACUGGUAUGGUAAUAUAAAUACAUAUAUCAAUGUAUGCAUCACUUUAAAAAAUAUUUUUAAAUUCUCAAAAUAAUCAAAAUUAUCUAUCUAUACAUAUUUAAGUUGUUGCCAAGAACAUAACUUGAAGCUCAAAUCAUUCUUUUUUUUCUUUUAAUGGAGGUACUGGGGAUUGAACCCAGGGCCUCGUGCAUGCUAAGCAUGCGCUCUGCCACUGACCUAUGCCCCUAACCCCCUCAAAUCAUUCUUCAAUUAUUGUAAUGGUUUUGUUUCAUUUAGAAAUUGUUGGUGUGAUUUCUUGAUUGAAACAGCUGUAUAUGUAUAUACAUAAAUAACAUUAUCUAUAUAUAUGUUUGUAUAUUUAUUUAAAAUAACCUUGUCUUAGCUGUGAUUUCAUAAGGGAACCACAUCAAAUACUUCUGGCAACUUCCUAUUAAAUUGAAAAUCAUUAGGGACUUGAGACUAAAUAGAUAAAAAAUUUCUCUUGGCAUCAACCACAGUGUUUUGGUGUUUUCUUCUCUCUGCUGUUCCUGAACUAACAGCAAUUAUGUUAAAACUUUUCCAGCCCUUAUAAUAUUGACUGACAGUUUUGUAUAUUCAAUAUUAUCAACUAAGUAAUGAGAUGACAGGAAACCCAGCACAAUUAACUUGAGCUAAUUAGUUUGUUACAGUAGUAUUAUUGACUUUCACCAUUUUAAAAUGACUCUUGUUCUAUUAACCAGCCAGAAGUAUUUCAAUAUUUUAACCAGCACAUCCAUAACUAGUGCAAACUGGCGAAAUUUUAGCCUUAGUUGGAAAAACCUGGUUAAGAAUGAUCUGAGCCCAGAACUUAACUCUCUCCUCGUGCAAACACAAAGUCCUUUUUGUAAGGUUUUCAUAGGUUCUCAAUUUUCUAGGAAGUGCAACUACCAUGUAAAACGAGGGACGCUUGUACUGUAUUUUGUUCAAACCUUGGCCCAGGAUUGUCAACAGUUUCAGAAAACUUCA
Molecule: messenger RNA, 4257 nt
Organism: Camelus dromedarius (Arabian camel)
Lineage: Eukaryota; Metazoa; Chordata; Mammalia; Artiodactyla; Camelidae
Gene: FKRP
Product: fukutin related protein
Exons: 3
Coding region: 131-1618 (495 amino acids)
Biological process (GO): protein O-linked glycosylation via mannose
Cellular component (GO): Golgi apparatus
Source: RefSeq, a predicted model, not a curated record